AUGAUAUACACAGAAGGCAAAUAUGAAGAAGAAAAUAAUCUUAUUUUCAAGAAAUUUGAUCUCGCAGGAAUGGAAAAACUGCAAGUUUUGAACGUUUCUUCUUCGCUUCAAAACUGGCUCUUCAACCGGAACUCUGGAUACAAAAUAGCAGACAAUCCAAUGACGCGUGUCGGUUUGCGUUUGCACAUUUCCAGAUUAGACAAAUUUGACGAGAUUACAGGAGAACUACAAAUUCUUUCCUCUGUUCUUAUCUUUUGGGCUGACGUUCGGCUGACUUGGGAUCCUGAAAGCUUCUCUGUUUUCCUGGAACUGGGUGGAUAUUCUAUAAAUGUAGACUUUUUGCAAGUAAAACUGAAGGAUAUCUGGAGACCAGAUAUCAGUCUCUUUAAUCCUUUUAAUGAAUUGAAUGUAUUCAGGGAACUACAAGAUGAAAAGGUUCUUCUUGAUCCAGAAGGUCUGCUGUCUUAUGAGGGCUUGCUAAAGACAAACACCUAUUGUAAGCCGAAUCUUAAACAAUUUCCUUUCGACGAACACGAAUGUACCAUUCAAUUUGUGGCAACUUCAACAGUCAUAACCAACAUCCCUCAAAAACCGGAAGUGUUUGAUGAGAAUGCAAAAUGGAUAUAUUUCGAAAUGGAGCCAUGUGUUCUUAAUCUCGCUCCAAGUCGAUAUGGACUUGAAGUUAACCGAGACCGUCGAGUUCUUGUUUUUCCAUUCAAGGUUAUUCGAAGGCCCUCCUAUCUUUUUGUGAAUAUCGCUGUUCCGCUCCUUGUACUUAGUCUUUUAAACACAGUUGUCUUCUUUAUUCCGGCCAUCCCAGGAGAAAGACUGUCGUUCUGCAUUUCACUUCUGCUAGCCUUUACAGUGUAUCUCAUUUAUGUGGCUGGACUUAUUCCGGAAACUUCAAACCCAGUCCCUCUUAUAAUUUAUUUUUUGGUCUCUCAAUUUCUGCUAAGUGCGUUUAUAACAUGUUCCAGCUUUUUUACGGCUGUAUUUUUCCAGAGGGAAGGAACGAAAGCAAUACCUCGCGUAAUUACGGAAAUUCUAAAAAGAUUCCACAAAAUACGUGUUAACGAUGUUGAGAAUGGUAAUCUACCUAAAGAACACACAAUGGAAGAAAAUACUGAAGAACAAAGUAUCCCAGAUGAUGAAACAUUAAGGACAGGCGAAGUUUCAUAUCAAAUAAGCUGGAAAAGCAUUGCCAUGCUAGUGGAUAGAGUAUGUUUGACCUUAACUUGUAUCAUCCUCCUGCUUGAAGUCGUACUGUUUUCUUAUCUCGCCUCUCGCUUGUCUACCUCGGUUGAGCCCAAUCCUGUCGCAGAUAUCUGUCGUGGAUUUCAACUGAACAUGACUAAAUUCUGUUUUGACGACGUAUCAGGGUUAUGUGUUGAUCCUACUAUGGUUGGUUCUUAA
This is a messenger RNA of Saccostrea echinata, 1413 nucleotides long. RefSeq names its product acetylcholine receptor subunit alpha-1-A-like. The record is from RefSeq and is a predicted model, not a curated record. NCBI's taxonomy places the organism in Eukaryota, Metazoa, Mollusca, Bivalvia, Ostreida, Ostreidae. Gene Ontology annotation, biological process: nervous system process; chemical synaptic transmission; regulation of membrane potential. Bases 1 to 1413 code for a protein of 470 amino acids. The transcript has a single exon. Gene Ontology annotation, molecular function: transmembrane signaling receptor activity; extracellular ligand-gated monoatomic ion channel activity; neurotransmitter receptor activity. Gene Ontology annotation, cellular component: neuron projection; membrane; synapse.